This is a messenger RNA of Podospora bellae-mahoneyi, 2966 nucleotides long. RefSeq names its product peroxisomal copper amine oxidase (gene AMO1). Gene Ontology annotation, biological process: amine metabolic process. Gene Ontology annotation, molecular function: copper ion binding; quinone binding; primary methylamine oxidase activity. Lineage: Eukaryota; Fungi; Ascomycota; Sordariomycetes; Sordariales; Podosporaceae. The transcript has 2 exons. The record is from RefSeq and is a predicted model, not a curated record. The coding region runs from base 685 to 2751 and encodes 688 amino acids.
GCUCAUGGGAAUAUGCAAUGAGGGUGCAACACAAUAUAUCUCACAUGCAGCAGCUGUUCAACGGCUUCCAGGACAGGCGAGAAAGUCCCCUCCAUUGACCGAGUGUUCCUCGAAAUGGUAGUGGAGUGCGGGGCAUCUCGAUGUUUGACAGCUGCUGGGUGCCCCCCGCCAGUCGGCAACUCGGAGAUCUGUCGACGGCCUGCCCCUCCUUCCCGAGCUUCGGCAUCCGCAGAGAAAAUCAACAGCGCGCCGGUUGGCUGGAGACGACGAUGCGACGAUGCCACUAGAUGGCUAGCGCGGGGCUGUCAUUUGUCAACCUUUUGACUGGACCACUGCUGAUAAGCCCUGUUAUCGCGCCGCUAUUCCUCGAUGUGGUGGUUGAACGACAUGGCGGGGUUGAAUGCCCGCGCGCCCACCCCUCCAGAACUCCUUAUCAUACCAAGACUCUGAUUGACAAAUCAGGCGUUUGCAAUUCUUAUCAAUCAUCAUGGGACGACAGCGGCCGAAGCCGGGCAGGCAAGGAAUGCGGGCAGCACGCCGUGGUGAUGAAGAUGGACAGAUGGGAGGCAAGAGAAAAGGGCUAUAUCUAAGACUGUCCCUCGUCUCACCAGGAAGUUGAGAUCUCGAUAUCGACAUAGCAACUCGAACACUUCUUCUUUCCUUAGUCUCGAAACAACCUUCACAAUGGGCUCCAUCGUCGCUAACCUCCCUCACCCCUUCGACCCUCUCUCUCUGGCCGAGAUUGAGACGGCCAUCAACAUCGUCAAGAAGGCUCACGGCCAAGUCUUCUUCAAUGUCGUCUCUCUCCAGGAGCCUCGCAAGGCUGAGAUGACAGCAUGGCUCGCCAACCCCGAGACCGCCCCCCGCCCAAAGCGUUUUGCUGAUGUUGUGGUGAUCGCUCCCGGUGGAAAGGUCUACGAUGGUCUCGUUGAUCUUGCUGAGGCCAAGAUCACCAAGUGGGAUCUGUUGGAUGGAGAGCAGCCUAUUAUCACCAUGGAGGAGCUCCAGCUGGUAGAGCACGUCGUCCGCAAGGACCCCAAGGUCAUUGAACAGUGCAUCAUCAGCGGUGUUGCCCCAGAGGACAUGCACAAGGUCUAUUGCGACCCAUGGACCAUUGGCUACGAUGAGCGGUUUGGCAACAAGGUGCGGUUGCAACAGGCACUCAUGUACUACCGUCCAGACAUCGACAACUGCCAGUACCAGUACCCUCUUGACUUCUGCCCUAUCUACGAUGCCGACAAGGGUGAGAUCAUUGCCAUCGAUAUCCCCAAGGUCCGCCGCCCACUCAGCAAGGCCCCGCCUAUGGACUAUCAUCCUGCUGCGGUGGAGGCCCGUGGUGGUUACCGCACCGAUCUGAAGCCCAUCAACAUCACCCAGCCGGAAGGUGUUUCGUUCAAGCUUACCGGCAGGGAGAUUGAGUGGCAAAACUGGAAGUUCCACAUCGGCUUCAACUACAGAGAAGGCAUCGUGCUCAACAACAUCACCUUCAACGACAAGGGCACCGUCCGCCCCAUCUUCUACAGACUUUCUCUCGCCGAAAUGGUCGUCCCAUACGGUAACCCCGAGGCCCCCCACCACCGCAAGCACGCUCUUGACCAGGGUGAGUAUGGUGCUGGCUACAUGACCAACAGCCUGUCCCUUGGUUGCGACUGCAAGGGCUCCAUUCACUACAUGGAUGCCGAGUUUCCCACCCGUGAUGGUGGUCUUCGCACCAUCAAGAAUGCCAUCUGCAUUCACGAGGAGGAUGCCGGCAUCCUCUUCAAGCAUAGCGACUUCCGUGACGAUUCCGUCAUCGUCACCCGUGGCCGCAAGCUGAUCAUCCAGCAAAUCUUCACCGCCGCCAACUACGAGUACGUCGUCGCCUGGGUGUUCCACCAGGAUGGCACCAUUGCCCCUGAGAUCAAGCUCACCGGUAUCUUGAACACCUACGCUAUGCUCGAGGACGAGGACACCAAGGGCUGGGGCACUCAAGUCUACCCCGGCGUCAACGCCCACAACCACCAGCAUCUCUUCUGCCUCCGCAUCGACGCCAACAUCGACGGUCCCAACAACACCGUCUUCGUCAACGACGCCGUCCCCAGCGAGGCCCCCGUCGGCAGCCCCGAGAACUUUUACGGCAACGGUUUCUACAACAAGCGCACCAAGCUCGUGACCGAGGGCGAGGCCAUGACGGACUACAACGGCGCCACCUCCCGCACCUGGGAGAUCGCCAACACCAACAAGCUCAACCCCUACAGCAAGAAGCCCGUCAGCUACAAGUUGGUCAGCAGAGAGGUCCCCGGCCUCAUGCCUAAGGAAGGCUCCCUGGUCUGGAAGCGCGCCGCCUUUGCCAGACAUGCCAUCCACGUCACCAAGUACCGCGACGACGAGCUCUGGCCCGCUGGAAAACACGUCCCCCAGACCUCUGGCGAGCCAUCCCGUGGCAUCACCGAGUGGAUUGGUGACGGCACCACCUCCAUCGACAACACCGACAUUGUCCUCUGGCACACCUUUGGCGUGACCCACUUCCCGUCCCCCGAGGACUUCCCCGUCAUGCCUGCCGAGCCGAUGAUGCUUCUCCUCCGCCCUCGAAACUUCUUCGCCGGCAACCCGGUGAUGGAUGUUCCUCCCAGCUAUGCCAGCACGCCGAGCCAGAUUCUCACCGGCAAGCAGGGUGUUUUGGACGCUACUGACAAGCUUAGUACUCUUGCUUUUGCCAACGGCAACGGCGCCAACUGCUGCAAGAGCAAUGGUUUCAAUGGCACUCACUAGGUUGACAAUCGGGAUAAUGAUGGCAUGAUAUGGAAAGCAUUCUUUGGAUGAGGAGUUGUUUGUGUAUUCUUCUGGCUUUUGUUCUUGGAUACCUUGGUUAUUUUUGUAUUUUUAGUUUUCCCUUUUGGAUACCUGUAUAAGACAAGUAUUAUUCACAUUCUUUGAGGCACCUUGGACUCCGUGGACGAUGUGGUAUUCCUAAUAUUGCAAAAGCC